This is a messenger RNA of Nematolebias whitei (Rio pearlfish), 1471 nucleotides long. It is a transcript of the gene onecutl, whose product is annotated as one cut domain, family member, like. The transcript is spliced from 2 exons. The record is from RefSeq and is a predicted model, not a curated record. Gene Ontology annotation, cellular component: nucleus. The coding region runs from base 1 to 1350 and encodes 449 amino acids. Gene Ontology annotation, molecular function: RNA polymerase II cis-regulatory region sequence-specific DNA binding; DNA-binding transcription factor activity, RNA polymerase II-specific. Gene Ontology annotation, biological process: regulation of transcription by RNA polymerase II. Lineage: Eukaryota; Metazoa; Chordata; Actinopteri; Cyprinodontiformes; Rivulidae.
AUGGAUGGAGGUCUAGGGGAGAUGUCCCUCCACAGCCACUCUGAUCUGGCCCACAGCCAGGACGGCAGGGCCAUGCUCCACUCACGGGACCUCUCCGCCGCCUUCCCCAGGCCUUCCCUCGGGAGCUCCUCCAUGGCUCUGGAACCCGAGCCCCGUGCACCGGGCUACGACCACUCCAUGUCUGCUCUGGGCUACAGUGGCGAUUCCCCGUCCGGCGCCGGCAGCACCUACACCACCUUGACCCCCCUGCAGCCGUUCGACGACAAGUUCCACCACCACCAUCACCAUCACCCCUGCCUCCCCGUCAGUAAUGUUAUCGGGAGCUUCACCCUCAUGCGCGAAGACCGAGGCCUCAGCACCAACUUCUAUAACCCAUAUGGCAAGGAGCUGGCUAUGUCCCAGAGUCUGUCACCCCCCUCCACUGGUUCAGGUCUGGGUGCCUCCAUGCAUGGCUAUGGCGGUCUGGGCAAUGGCUCUAAUGGCAGCGGUGGACAGAUGCUCCACAGCGGUUAUGAUGUCCACGGGGGGAGCCUUUUCUGCCGAGCAUCAGAUUUUGGCCGAGAGAUGUCCCCACCAGGCCUGGGAGGAGGAGACGUGUCUGUUGGACAUCAGCUGAACAAAAUGGAGGCUCACCAGCAUGCCUCCAGCCACCACCCCCACAUCUACAGCCAGCACUACCAGCCUCACCACCACCCGAGCCAACAAGUCGCCAAGAUGGGUGAGCACCUGCACUCUUCAUCAUCCACCGCAUCCUCACCCGGAGAGGGCAUGCUGCCCGGGUCACAGGGCGGCGGCAGCGGGGAGGAGAUCAACACCAGGGAUGUGGCCCAGAGGAUCAUCACAGAGCUAAAGAGGUACAGCAUCCCCCAGGCCAUCUUUGCAGAGAGGGUUCUCUGUAGGUCACAGGGCACGCUGUCUGACCUCCUGAGGAACCCCAAGCCCUGGGGCAAGCUCAAGUCUGGCCGCGAGACCUUCAAGAGGAUGUCUCGCUGGCUGCAGGAGCCUGAGUUUCAAAGAAUGGCCUCGCUCCGGCUGGAGGCCUGCAAGCGCAAGGAGCAGGAGCAGAGCAAGCUGGAGCGCAACCAGGGCCCGAAGCGCACCAGGCUGGUGUUCACAGACCUGCAGCGGCGCACUCUCAUGGCCAUCUUCAGGGAGAACCACCGCCCCACCAAAGAGCUGCAGGUCACCAUCUCCCAGCAGCUGGGCCUGGAGCUCUCCACCGUCAGCAACUUCUUCAUGAACGCCCGCCGACGCAACCUCAACAAGUGGGCAGACGAGGGGCGCCCCUCCUCCACCGGCUCCUCGGGCUCCAGCGUUUCCUCCUCUGCAGUGUCCUGCAGCACGGCGUGACCACCGAUUGUUCAGGAGGCGCGACAGGGAGGGAGCAAGGAGGCGCAUAGACUGGUCUAAGUGGAGAUCAGCCGUUACAAAUGUCCUCCUCGUUAUCAGAAGGAGUGACGGAGCCAGCUGU